AGCGGAAUAGUUAAGGAAUAUUGUUCAUAUAUGGGCAGAAAAGCUAGCUGCAAAGGGCUUCCAAAGGUAAAGAAAUAUUUAAAACACUAACAGCUCACAGGGCUUUAAACAAUUUUGAGUGUUUGGUGAUUUACCCUAAAAAGACCGCAAUUUAAUAUGCCUCUGCAGAAAGACAUGUAAAUGAAUAUAAUAAUCAUAGCUGCCCUCCAUUGAAUGUUUUCUCUCAUAUGGGGCCCCAAGGGCUUCAUAUAUGUUGUGUUGUUUAUUGUCACAAUGUCCAUAACAGGUGGAUAAACAGGCUCAUAUUAGAUGAGAAAAAGGAGGAUCAGAGAGGUUGAGUAAAAUGCCUAAGGUCACCCAGCUAGCAAGCAGUAGAGGUGAGUUUUGAGUACCUGGCGAAACCUAUGAGCUUCUCCUCCCCGUUACACCACCUCUUUAUACGUUCCUCUUCUCUCCUUGUCGGACUGAGAUUUUUUUCCCUUGAAUGUCCUUUAGCUAAUAUCAACCUGAAUAGCCUUGUGGAAUUGGCAGAAGGACAUGACCCAUUUUCUCCAUGUAUGUGAGCCAGUGAAGAUCUCUGGUACUGACCGGUUAUGUAGCUUUCCUUGUAAUCCACGCACACACAAAGGUGUGUAGUAAUCAUAAAACACCAUAUUUCUUCUUCUUACCGCUUCUCCUCCAACCACUUAACUGUCAUUUACUGCAUACUCCUCCUUAGCCAUCUCUGGGUCAAUAGUGUUCUUUUCCAUUUCAGAGUUCGGGUAAGAGAGACAUCAGGACACCUCGCAUUAGGUCACCUAGCAGAGAUCAGCCACUCCUGGGUUCAGUGAGGAGGUUUGGAUUUGCCUCAAAGGGCACUCCACAAAUUGAACUGAGAAAUCCCGAGGAAGCUGCCUGAAUCUCCUUGUAUAUUCUUGUUCAACAUCGUGUAAAGGACCAGACAAAUCAAAUUGGUGGUUUUUGGUUUCCGCCGGGGCCGUGGAUGCCUUUGACAUUAUGACCGCAGAGGAUUCCGCCGCAGCCAUGAGCAGCGAGCCGGCCGCUGGGUCCUCCACCAAGGUGCCCGAGGGCGUGGCGGGCGCGCCCAACGAGGCGGCGCUUCUGGCGCUGAUGGAGCGCACGGGCUACAGCAUGGUGCAGGAGAACGGGCAGCGCAAGUAUGGCGGCCCGCCGCCCGGCUGGGAAGGUCCGCACCCGCAGCGCGGCUGCGAGGUCUUCGUGGGCAAGAUCCCGCGCGACGUGUACGAGGACGAGCUGGUGCCCGUGUUCGAGGCGGUGGGCCGCAUCUACGAGCUGCGCCUCAUGAUGGACUUCGACGGCAAGAACCGCGGCUACGCCUUCGUCAUGUACUGCCACAAGCACGAGGCCAAGCGCGCCGUGCGUGAGCUCAACAACUACGAGAUCCGCCCCGGCCGCCUGCUCGGCGUGUGCUGCAGCGUGGACAACUGCCGCCUCUUCAUCGGCGGCAUCCCCAAGAUGAAGAAGCGCGAGGAGAUCCUGGAGGAGAUUGCCAAGGUCACGGAGGGCGUGCUCGACGUGAUCGUCUACGCCAGCGCGGCCGACAAGAUGAAGAAUCGCGGCUUCGCCUUCGUCGAGUACGAGAGCCACCGCGCCGCCGCCAUGGCGCGCCGCAAGCUCAUGCCCGGCCGCAUCCAGCUCUGGGGCCACCAGAUCGCCGUGGACUGGGCCGAGCCCGAGAUCGACGUGGACGAGGACGUGAUGGAGACCGUGAAGAUCCUCUACGUGCGGAACCUCAUGAUCGAGACCACCGAGGACACCAUCAAGAAGAGCUUCGGCCAGUUCAACCCGGGCUGCGUGGAGCGCGUCAAGAAGAUCCGCGACUACGCCUUCGUGCACUUUGCCAGCCGCGAGGACGCCGUGCACGCCAUGAACAACCUCAACGGCACCGAGCUGGAGGGCUCGUGCCUCGAGGUGACGCUGGCCAAGCCCGUGGACAAGGAGCAGUACUCCCGCUACCAGAAGGCGGCCAAGGGCGGCGGCGCGGCCGAGGCGGCAAUGGUGCAGCAGCCCAGCUACGUGUACUCCUGCGACCCCUACACGCUGGCCUACUAUGGCUACCCCUACAACGCGCUCAUUGGGCCCAACAGGGACUACUUCGUGAAAGCAGGCAGCAUAAGAGGCCGGGGUCGAGGUGCAGCUGGCAACAGAGCCCCAGGGCCCAGGGGUUCCUACCUUGGGGGAUAUUCUGCUGGCCGUGGUAUAUAUAGCCGAUAUCAUGAAGGAAAAGGAAAACAACAAGAAAAAGGAUAUGAACUUGUACCGAAUUUGGAAAUCUCUGCCGUCAAUCCAGUUGCCAUUAAACCUGGUACAGUGGCCAUCCCUGCCAUCGGGGCCCAGUAUUCCAUGUUUCAGGCAGCUCCGGCUCCUAAAAUGAUUGAAGAUGGUAAAAUCCACACAAUGGAGCACAUGAUCAGCCCCAUCGCCGUGCAGCCAGACCCAGCCAGCGCCGCCGCGGCCGCGGCUGCCGCCGUCAUCCCUGCCGUGUCCACGCCACCACCUUUCCAGGGCCGCCCAAUAACUCCAGUGUACACGGUGGCUCCGAACGUUCAGAGAAUUCCCGCUGCCGGGAUCUACGGGGCCAGUUAUGUGCCAUUUGCUGCUCCGACCACAGCUACGAUCGCCACGCUGCAGAAGAACGCGGCGGCCGCCCUCUACAGCGGGUACGCAGGCUACAUACCUCAGGCCUUCCCCGCCGCUGCUAUCCAGGUGCCUAUCCACGACGUCUACCAGACCUACUGAGAUCCACCCACCACAACCACUGAAGGAACACUUUACUAUUUAUGAAGAAAGAACGUGUUGGGUUAGCACACACGAAACCCAAACGUGAAGAAUGUUAUCAGAUACCAUACUGGAAUAUUUUAUAUACAUGAAGUUUUCACUAGUUUUUUAAGACUGUUUUCAAUUUAGCAGACCUGUGUUUGUACAUUUCUAAGAGGCUUGCAAUGGUUUGUGCCUUAAACACCAUCUCUUAAAAAUUUGUACGCUGUAGUACAUUUGUAUAGAGGUUUUCGUUUUUGUAUUUUUAAGGAUAUAUUUUCAGUAUGAAGGUUAUUUUCUUAACUUCUGCACUCCAGAGAUUUCUAUUUUGUAGUACCUUCAAUAGUAAAUAUAUCAACUAUAUAUUAAAAAGCACACUUGAGCAGCUAGGGAACUAUUUUGAAAAAUAUAUUCAAUAUUUAAAGAUACAAACAAUAGUGCUUUAAAAAUACUACAUAAAACGUUAUUUUAAAAGUUAUACUGGAAAGUGCAAUUUUAAAAUGAGUGAAACCUCUAUUUCUGCUGGAAUUAAAAGUUAACGGGUGUUACUCUGUGUUAUCCAUGACGGUUCUGUUUUUUAAACACUCGACCUCUCCUUAAACCAACAUUGAAAGACUUGUCACACUUCUGAGUCCAAACACUGGAAAGCUCUCUCACCUGCCACCAUCACCCUGGGUCCCUACUCCUUCUCCAAGUGCCUUUGCUCUUAGAUGAUAGGUUCUCUCCCCACCCACUAGUCACCCUCUCCCCCUGUUCCCAGUCCCACCUUUGUGUUUGGCAAGUCUAGGACAAAUGAAUUACUCUGACAGAGAAAACAUUGAUGACUUUUAUACUUCUUUUUGUUGGGGUUUUUUGUUAUGGGUUUUUGGUUUUUUGGGUGUGUUUGGUUUGGUUGGGAGGUAUUUUCAAUAGCAGAGUAUGUGUAAGCACAAGAUUUUAAUAGUUUGCAUAAGACAUCCUUGCAUAGCUAUUUAAUUGUCCAAUAUACAACUUUCAUUCCUUUCCUAAUGCUUUUAUUAUAUUUGUUUUGAAGUAUAAGUUUGUAGAGACAGAGAAUGUUAUUGUAGACAAGACCCUGAAAGACUCUUGUCGGCAGAUAUGCUUCUAGUUGCCUUAUCAUGUUUCAUGCGAAAUGUCUGUGGUUGUCACGGUGUUGGAAAUAUUAUGUUUAUUGAACGGGGCCUCCCUCCGUUGCCAUGCAUGUGGCAGGUGAACUGAAUUGGGGCGUGCACAGCCAGGAGGGGGAGGAGAGACCUGCAGGAGUAAAAGAUAGUUUGUAAAUAUCUCCUAAUGCUUGUUUUUAGCUGUUUUAUGUUGCAGAAGUUCAUGGUACCUAGUUGAAUGCAAAAUGAAACCAUUUUAUUUCAAUGUUAUUGAACAGUUUUGUUUUAGUAGGAAGUAAAUGUAUUGUUGCAGUGUUUUGUGCCUGUUUAAAGGCCUUUGUUUAGCAGAGUGAAUGUAAAAUACAGUAAAAUGUUAAGAUUGUCAUCUACUUUAUAAAAUACACCAACUUGGAUUUUUUUUUUUAAAGGUUCUAUCAAGGAAGUGAGGUGUGCAAUAGAUAGCACGGCCACAGUUGUGUUUUUAUGUCAUAUUGGAGAUUCCAUCAAACCUUCUACUCACUGAAUUUUGCUGAUGGCUGCAUUCUUAUUGUGGAUUAAUAGGAUAGUGCCCUUAGCAAACGUAUUAGUUUUGUUUUACAUUUUAAAUUAAGAGAUUCCCAAAUGCCCUCUUUUCCCUCAUCUUAGGGUGGGUUGAAUUUUUUAUAUAUAAGCAAUAUUUAUUUAACUAUUCUAUAAAAUUAUUGAGUGCCUGCAAAGGCCUUUAAACAUUCCUAACCUUCCUUUCCAUCGUCCUUAAAUGACAUAAAGUAAUUGUGCAAUGUUCCUGAUUCUGUACCCAGCAAACUGCAUCCAAACUCAAAUCUGUUGUAAUGAGUAAUCCAACAAAAUGCAGUUUGGAUUAGAUCCCCAUCCUUUGACUUUGUAUGAAAGAAGUACUCUCCUACUCUCCUUCCAGUGAAGGAUUAAUUAUCAGAGGUUCACUGGAUGAGACUAACCCAGGGGUCUUACUGUAUUUUACAUGUGCCUGUAAAUUAUUUGCAGAAAAGAAAAAGGAAAAAAAUGGUGUCUUAACAUGGCAACUACCAAACUACCUUAAAAAUAAAUGUUGCUGACAUAGCCCAUUAAGUAUCAGUGAGCCUCCUACCUACCUAUGGUCUGUCUGUUCCUGUUGUUUGAAAAACAUUUCACAUAUGUACACUACUGAAGUAAGUUUGUAACUUGAAAUGUGAACUUUUUUUUUAGGGUUAAGAACAAACUAUAUAAAUGUUUAAAAAAAAAACCAAACUUUUGAGUUCUCUGUUUUCAAACAUGCUAGCAGUUUAGUUGUUAUCUUUAGUUGCGUUGUAUUUGAAAAGCUUUUAAGUUUAUUUAGAUCUUGCUUCAUUUACAAUACA
Molecule: messenger RNA, 5236 nt
Organism: Physeter macrocephalus (sperm whale)
Lineage: Eukaryota; Metazoa; Chordata; Mammalia; Artiodactyla; Physeteridae
Gene: RBM47
Product: RNA binding motif protein 47
Exons: 6
Coding region: 997-2760 (587 amino acids)
Cellular component (GO): nucleus
Molecular function (GO): mRNA binding
Source: RefSeq, a predicted model, not a curated record